GAUUUUGACUUUGUCUCGGUAGGGGGAUGUCAGCUGAAAGCGCCGACCUGGCAACCCUGGUGGCAAAAUGCACCUUGAGCUGUAGCGAUAAAGGCACGACUCAGUGAGGCGUCCUCGCUGCUGUUCAUUUAGCUCAGAGGGACAGAGGAGGAACGGGAAUACAGCACUUUGACCAAGCUAUGUCGAGCAGGUAGAAACUGUCUGACGGAAGCCGCUAACAUGAGCGACAAAGCCGAGAUGAGAGGGCCCGUAACCCGCCGGAGGAGGACGACCAUCUCCGUCGGUGGGUCCGUCGGCGUGAAACAAGCCAACGGGAAUAACAAGGGGCACGAUGUCAGGGAGAAGGCUCCGCAGCAUCCCGCCAAGGCGAAAAAAGAAGCGGAGGCGUCUAAACACGUUAAUGACAACGGGAAGGUGGAGGGAGAGAGGGGGACGCCGGGGCUCGGUAAUAAUAGCAAUAAUAACAAGAAGAAGAAGCAGAGGAGCGCAGUGGAAGACAUCAGCGACAGACUCAGCUGUCACGUUCUGCAGGAGUCUCUCUUGAGCUCGGCCAGUGGCUACAGCAACUACAGAGGAAUCCUCAACUGGUGUGUUAUCAUGCUGGGGUUGAGUAAUGCACGUCUCUUCUUGGAGAACAUUAUAAAGUAUGGCAUCUUGGUAGACCCUAUCCAAGUAGUGUCUCUCUUCUUAAAGGACCCCUAUAGUUGGCCAGCAGCUUGCCUAAUCAUUGUGUCCAAUGUGUUCAUCUUAGCAGCCCUGUACACAGAGAGGCGUCUGGCUGUAGGCACCAUCUCUGAAACUACAGGACUGAUGCUUCACGUUUUUAAUUUGACAAGCAUCUUGAUCUUUCCAUCAGUCACAGUACUCACUUUGAACUCCAUAACUCCAGUGGGCGGUGUGCUCUCCCUAUUGGUCUACACAGUGCUGUUUCUCAAGCUCUUCUCCUACCGAGACACCAAUCGGUGGUGUCGAGAAAUCAGACAAGCCAAAGUCAAAAGACUGACACGAUCGUACUCAUGUCCUAAUGUGGCACAAUCCAAUGGGUCAGCUGUCCAUACUCACGUCUCAUACCCAGGAAACCUCACACACAGAGACAUGUACUACUUUGUCUUCGCCCCGACUCUCUGCUACCAGCUCAACUUUCCACGGUCUCCGCGGAUACGCAAAAGGUUCCUAUUGAGAAGACUUUUUGAAAUGAUUUUCUUCAUGCAGUUGUUGAUAGGAUUAAUACAGCAGUGGAUGGUUCCCACUAUUCAGAACUCAAUGAAGCCGUUCCAGGAAAUGGACUUUUCUAGGAUGGUCGAGCGCCUGCUGAAACUAGCUGUCCCUAACCACCUGAUAUGGUUAAUAUUCUUCUAUUGGUUUUUCCACUCUUCUAUGAACUUCAUGGCAGAGCUGCUGCAGUUUGGAGACAGGGAGUUCUACAAGGACUGGUGGAACUCUGAGAGUGUCACGUAUUUCUGGGCCAACUGGAAUAUCCCGGUGCACAAGUGGUGCUUGAGACACUUCUAUAAGCCGAUGAUGAGGAAGGGUGUCAACAAGUUUCUGGCUCAAACCGCUGUCUUCCUGGUUUCUGCCUUUUUCCAUGAGUACCUUGUGAGUGUUCCUCUGAAGAUGUUUAGACUGUGGGCCUUUAUGGGAAUGAUGACUCAGGUUCCUCUGGCUUGGUUCGUGGGUCGCUACCUGAAUGGAAACUACGGCAACGCGGCCGUGUGGAUCUCGCUCAUCAUCGGGCAGCCUGUCGCCGUGUUGAUGUACGUCCACGACUACUACGUCAUUCAUUACGGGAGCACUACCAUGGACUAGGCCAGCGCAGACGGACACAUUCUCCUGCACACAUCUGCACCGAACGGCAUGCAGGACGAGCCGAUGAAACAAUGUAGGGCAAGUUAAGUGGACGAUAUAAAGCUAAUGUGACGACGUCGCAGGAAAAUAGUUCGUUUGUAUGUGUGCUCUCCAGAGAAAUAGACCAAUGUUUCACGAUGUUUCAGUGUUUCAGGAAAUGAUCUCAGAUAUACCAGCGGCACAGGAGGUGCUUGGUGUUGAGCUCUGGUCUAUGAUCAUAGGCUAAACUUUAAAUCUUUGAAAACACCAUCACCAGUAUUAAACAUUUAAUACUUUGUUAGAAGUCUGAUUUUACUCAAGCAACUUCAAAACUAUUCAGAAGUUUGAACACCGCUUACAACCAAGCACUCCUCUUGCGUUGUGGAUGUUUAAAAAAUAAACACGCCGCCUGGUGCAACAAAUGUGAAUCACUGCCGAGCGAGCAUAAGCUAGAACAGAGUCCUGCCUCCACAGAGCCAAUAGGAAAAUCUUGUUUCUAUGUCCGUGGCCGAGAAGCCACUCUCUUCAUGCAUCCAAAGGUUUGUUUGGGGUUUCAGCUGAACGUUUCAAAAAUUCCAGUCGUCCAUUUAAGAUGCCCUUUCGAAAUGACAUUUUAUAUACGUGCCCGGUACGCAGCUGAAAUCCCUCUCUAUUUGAUGCAAUACAGCUUCAAGAAUUAUAGACGUUAUGUUAAAUGGAUCUUAAAAUGUCUGAAGGAAGAACGGAUCCUGCUCCAAAAACAGGAGCCUCAUCUACGAUCACUGAAAGCUCUUAGUGUAACAGUACAUGCCACAUGUGUGUUAUUUGCCUUGGCUUUGUUGUCUUUUGUCCGCACCUCAUUUGAGUCAUCAAAUGCUUUAUUUUAUACUUUGUUGGUAUAACUGUAUGCUGUUAAAUCGUGCCAUCUUGAAAUUAUUAUUUGUUGCAAUAUGUUUUCAAUCAGUUAUUUAAAGCAGUAUUUGAUUUACAGAUUUGAACCAAUGAAUGUUCUUUUGCACUUUAAAGAGAUGCAUGCUGUUGACUAAAGCCAUAGAUUUGGGUCUGGAUGUAUUCUUUAUGUUUAUAUCAGUCAUGUGAAGGAAACUUGUUUUGUUGGAAUCAUCUGUAAUUUGCUUGGUGAUAUUUAGUUAUGUUGCUGGCUAAGUUCAUGUUGUUUAAAGGUGAAACAGAAGCUGCUGUAAUAACAUAGGAAAUUCAAUCAGCCUCUAAACUAUUCAUGUUAGAUGUUUCACAGUAUUUAUUAUAAAUUCUAAAAAGGUGUAUCGGUUCGACCUGAGCCUUGCCAUAUAACAAUUUGUAAGAAGGAAGUUCUAUUUUAUUUUCAGCCUGUUUUCCUCCACACAGCGAGCGUUAACUCGACACAAUGAAUUGGAACCUGUUUUAUUUUUAAAAUAUUUGCCCUGUAUUCUUUCCUUACUGGUCACAUUUCAGGGAAAAUAGUUGUCAAACUAAAACAGCACUCCUUAUUGAAAAUAACAAGUGCCUGCUGUAAAGAGUAGUGGCAAUAGUUUUGAUGCCAAAUACGGGACAUGUGGAAUAUAUUGCAGGAUGUGUACCACUUUAUUUGGAAUAUUUUAAACCUCAAUCAACCUUUAAAAUCUGUGACUUUUUUUGUCUCAAUUACUAAAUUAUAUUUUUAUGAACAGCUUUAUUGACAUAUAUCUGAUCACUUAGCUGGUAUUUCAAUGAACAAACGGCACCUUUCUGAUGUCCACUGGUCAGGCACACAGUCAUCAACAAACAUGUCAAAAAGCUGUGAAUUUUAUGAUGAAGUUAGUGUGUGGUGUUUGUGACAGACACCUGAGUUGAUGUCUGACAAUUAUUCUUGAAGAAUCGCAUCAUGUUUACCAAACUGACAGUCUGAAUAUCUACAUGUCAAGAGCUGCUAUAUGGUCAUCUUUUAAUGGAAUACAAAAUGCAGUCAUUGGAUGGAAACACUGACCAUUGUGUUAAAGUGAACGGGGAGCGUCACCACCACAGCUUUUCAUAUAGCAUGUAAUCUAUUCUUGAGUUGAAAAUGUAGCUUUCAUUUUUUUUUUUUUUUUUGCAAGAGUUAUUUUUGUGAUUAUUAGACGCAACAUGUCAAAUGAAUGUACUGCUGUUUUAGUUUAUAAUGUGUAAAGAAAUCCAAAGUGAGAUUAUAUGUUUUGGGAAUGCAAACAAUUUUCAUAACAUUUCACAUGAAAAUAUUUGUGCUGUUUGAUAAAGAGAGUUUAUAGCCAAAGA
This is a messenger RNA of Mugil cephalus (flathead mullet), 4050 nucleotides long. It is a transcript of the gene dgat1a, whose product is annotated as diacylglycerol O-acyltransferase 1a. Gene Ontology annotation, biological process: triglyceride biosynthetic process. Gene Ontology annotation, molecular function: diacylglycerol O-acyltransferase activity. The transcript has 17 exons. NCBI's taxonomy places the organism in Eukaryota, Metazoa, Chordata, Actinopteri, Mugiliformes, Mugilidae. The coding region runs from base 220 to 1806 and encodes 528 amino acids. Gene Ontology annotation, cellular component: endoplasmic reticulum membrane. The record is from RefSeq and is a predicted model, not a curated record.